UCAUAACCAUGAAUGUUUAUUUGCUCACUAUUAGCGUGCUAUACUUUGCAUUUUCGACACGGACGAAUGCAUAUUGACAAAGGUGUCAUUCGCCUUACCUAAUUUUGCACUACUCGGAGAACCAAAUACCCAAAUAAUCGCUUGAACAAGAUGGUUGCAGACGCAAAUUGACAAACAGUUUGACACAAAAUGAUUAUUCAUCAUAUGGACAACAGCCAAAACUAAAAAUGUGGGCAGAGAAACUCUUCUCACAGAUUGCACCUCAAACGCUGCAAAUCAUAGAAAAUUUUGGCAGUAUUUUUGAUGGGGACUUAUCAAGCAACCUCACAUGGAGGUUUGACUUUAGUUAUCUCACGCAACGAAAAUUUUGCUACAGCUAUAAGGAGAUGACAAGUUUUAACCCUAAUGGAAAAAAUGGGGACUUUUCCAAUGCAGUUGAAUUUGCAAAAGGAGGGCUUGUUUUGUUCGAGGAUUAUGGUUCUGGUGUAUUUCAACGUUUGGCAAUGAUUCACAAACUAGAAAAAAAUGACCAUGUUUUCUUUGAGAUAGAUGGUGAAGAGUUAAUUGAAAUUCCAGUCUUCGUGAAUAAGUCAUUUAAUUACCCAUUUCCAAAGAUUUUUUUGCGGCUAAAUGAUAAGGGAAGAAACAGAGCUGGCUUGUACGUAACACAUCCAAUAUCUUAUGCCAAAAGUUUUCGCAUUAUAGUAAGAUGGCCAGGAAGUGAUCAUAUUGAAACAAACACGGCGUGGAACGAAUCUUUUGUAUGCCGCACAACGGGAGCACUAUGUAAGAAUGUUUUCUACCAUUCGGUUAUUUCCAAUAAAUUGGCACAAGGAACAGAAAUUAAAACUCAUUUCAAGGACUAUGUUUCACAACAGGAUUUACAAAUGCACUUUCAAUAAUGGCAAAUGAUCCUGAAAAAUUUGCUCCCGGAUUAGGAAGAAAAUGUUCACUAUUUUGUCGAAGAGUUAAACCGGGAGAAGACAUCGUCUUAUUUGAAGCUAACAACGGAUCUUACGUAAUUCACUCACUACGUCUUAGAGUUUAUGAUAUGUUAAAUGGCCAAACUGUAAUCUCACAAAAUUGGAUGCGAAUUCUUAUAACCAUGACAUGGGACAACAAAGAGCCACAAGUCAAGGACAUUCCAUUGGCAGGAAUUUUUAAUACUGGUCUUGAUUACAUAAGAGAAGUGAAGAGUUUAACAACAGGACUAAGGAAUAUGACCUGUGAAUUAAUGGGUGCAGAAUCAUAUAGAAUGAAAACGUUUGACUGGACGGCUUAUCUUUAUUAUGAAAUGCCAUUCUGGACGUCUGCAAAAAUUAUUGUCAGGAUACCUGAUGGAUACAAGCCUGCAAUAAUUUGUUCGCAGUUCUCAGUAAAGGAGUUGGACUUUAAAAAAUAUCACCGGCAAUUAACUGGCUACUUCAGUGCGCAAGUAACUCAAGUUAAAAAACUUAGCUUGAAAAAUAUAAAUCUAUUUCACUUAAAAAAGCAAUGGGGACAUGUUGUUGCUGUCAACUACUUUUCAAAAAUAGUUGGUUUUAAAACAAUAAUA
Molecule: messenger RNA, 1555 nt
Organism: Xenia sp. Carnegie-2017
Lineage: Eukaryota; Metazoa; Cnidaria; Anthozoa; Malacalcyonacea; Xeniidae
Exons: 4
Coding region: 228-902 (224 amino acids)
Source: RefSeq, a predicted model, not a curated record